Gavialis gangeticus (Gharial) is the source of this 2013-nucleotide messenger RNA. It is a transcript of the gene MGMT, whose product is annotated as O-6-methylguanine-DNA methyltransferase. Gene Ontology annotation, cellular component: nucleus. Gene Ontology annotation, molecular function: methylated-DNA-[protein]-cysteine S-methyltransferase activity. The record is from RefSeq and is a predicted model, not a curated record. Gene Ontology annotation, biological process: DNA repair. Bases 133 to 729 code for a protein of 198 amino acids. Lineage: Eukaryota; Metazoa; Chordata; Crocodylia; Gavialidae. The transcript is spliced from 7 exons.
GCUCUGCUUCCUCCCGCCGAGCGAGGCGGAGCGGGCAGCAGCGCGCCCGAUUACUUCUAUCUGUUUAGAAACAAAGAAGGCACUACAAAUCUCUUCCUGACAGCAUUUUGCAAAGUCCUUCACAUAUUUAACAUGGCAUCAAGACUUGUUCAAAAAAUGGCUUUAAAAGAUGGAAAAGCUCAAUGUAAAAUGAUGCUUGUGGUCCUGGACAGCCCCAUGGGAAGAAUUGAAAUAUCUGGGUGUGAAACAGGUAUACAUGAAUUAAGUCUUCAGAAAGAUGUGAUGCCACCAAAUGGCACUAAGGAGGCCUCAAUUACUUGUGAGCUAUGUGAAGGCCCAGAGGAAAUGACGGAACCACUGAAACAGUGCACAGCCUGGCUUUCGGCCUACUUCUGUGAGCCCUGGGUAACAGAGAAACUUCCUAUACCUUCCUUUCACCAUCCAGUUUUUGAGCAAGCUUCAUUCACCAGGCAAGUGUUGUGGACCCUGUUGAGAGAUGUGAAAUUCGGAGAGACAGUUUCUUACAAGCAAUUAGCAGACCUGGCAGGCAACAGCAAAGCAGCAAGAGCAGUGGGAGGAGCAAUGAGAAGCAAUCCUCUCCCGAUUAUAAUACCAUGCCACCGAGUGAUUUGCAGCAGUGGACAGACUGGCAACUAUACAGGAGGAAAUCAUUUGAAAGAGUGGCUUUUGUCACAUGAGAAGCUUCAGAAAGAAAAGUUAGCAUAUUGAUGCAGUUCAGCCACAGCUGUUACACAGCCAAAACACAUAACCAAAGAUACUUGGCUUAUAACAAGCUUUCAGAACACACAGUAGAAUUCAGGAAAAUGGUAAAUAUUUGAGUGACAUAUAAAUAUAAUACAACAUCCGAAGUGAAAUGUGUGGUGGCACUACUAUAUUAAAAAAGCUGGAUGUGUCCUAGGGGACGCAGCUUGUAUGCCCUUUCUUGUUUUUACAUUUUACAGCAGAAUGAGUACAGCGGACUGUGCCUGUUGUGCAUGUAUUUUGUUCCCAUCUCCAGUCCUGUUUUGUUCUAUUUUUAAUGUCCAUUAAAGCAAGGAUAAGGGAGUGGGAGGGGCAUGGCAAAUGUUAGGUGCAACUGCCCCUCUAAGGAAGCAUCUGGCUCACAGAGGGGACAGCCGGCAGUCUAAAGCCUUUGCGUGUUUCUGAGAGCAAAAUGAAAUGCAAAAGCUACAGCACACACCUCCCUAUUCCUGCCCAGCUUUGUAUUUGUCCAGAUUGAAAAGCUUGUACCUCUGCCAGGAUUGGUGCCCAAGAUUCUCCUGUUUUCUUUGAUGUUUGAACUGUUGAAAUGAUGUUUUACGUAAACAGUUGUUAAUGAAACACAUUGAGAAUCGUUCAAAAGGAAAUGGCUAUUGAAUUGCCUAUUCACAGCUUUUCUUUUCAAAUUGUUAAAGAUGCUUAAAAGAUAUGAAUAAAAAUUAUUUUGUCUUUAUUAACAUUGCAGAUCGUAGGCAGAAAAAUAGAUGCUGAUAAAGUACUUUAUGCUAAAAUAAAUGUUUCUUUCAAACUAAGCAAUUGUUAAGUUGAAGUAGUGUGCUAAAACAAUUAAAAGUAUAAUUAAUUUCAGUUAUCUUUCUAAUCAGUAAGUCUCUAAUUUUACGUAACAUUUUGUUUUAUUUCACUUUUCAUAAUCACAUGUUAUGCAGUAAUCUCCAUUGUAAGGGGCAAAGCUUUAUUUUGUGAAGGUUAUCCAUGGAAUAUACAGAUGGUUAAAGGAUAUUGAAGCUAAAAUUUCUAAUUAUUUUAAAAAAAGAUUCUAUGAAAGUGAAAUAUUACAGAUCACCAGAAGCUGAAAUUUUCAGUCUGGGAGUUGUAAAUUGUUACACAAAAACACUGAUUUUUUUCCUGUUAUAAUGCUUUAUCAUAUUGUUAUAGGUGUCUCUUUUUUAGAAAGCUUAUUGCUAACAAAGGAAUUUUAUAUUGCAAUAUGUAACUUAGCAAAUAUGGUAGUAACAAUAUUGUAGAAUUACUUAAUUAAAAUUGUUUUGCAUA